CGGAAGAGCUGCACGAUGGCGUCCACCUUAGCGGUUCUUCUGCUCCUGUCUGCGUGUUUAUUCAGGGGAACAGUCGGUGAUGAUGAUUGUCGGGACUACCGCGACAGGAGUGGGAACUACAGGCCCUCGAAUAGCUGCGUUUUUUUGGAGCACUGCUGUGGAACCUGCGAUAACAGAUGCUGCUGCUCGAAUCUACAUAAUAAGUUAUCUGAGAAUGAUCAAGAUAUCUGCAGUUUUGACAGUGGUGCUGCCACUGGCAAACAUGUUGCUGCUGUUCGCAAACGUCGCACUUCCAAUCUCGAACAUGGUGCUAACAUUAUUAAGAGUAGUGCUGACAUGGUCACCGGUGGUGCUGCCAUUGUCACCGGUGGUAUUCUCAUUGCCAAAAUUGCUGCUGCCAUUGGCGUGGCAGUAGUGGGUUUUGUGAUCAUCACUGUACUCCUCAUCUGCUGCUUCCACUCCCGCUGCUAUUUCUAUAAAUUGUGUAGACGACUCAGACCUGGGGUUGGAAUGCAAAUAACCACAGUCACGAAUAUGCAAAACAUUCAGCAGCAGCCUGCAGUGCAGGCGGUCCAGUACCCACAAUACAAACCAGUGCCGACUCAACCAGGUUACGGUGGUCAGCCAAUGCAGAUGGGACCAUUUCAGGGACAGCAAUAUGCACCAGGACCCCCACCCUCAUAUCAAGUGGCCUCUGGGGUAGGAACGCAAGUCAUGAAUAUGCAAUGCAUUCAGCAGCGGCCUGCAAUGCAGGUGGUACAGCACCCACAAUGCCAACCAGUGCCGACUCAACCGGGUUGUGGUGGUCAGCCAAUGCAGAUGGGACCAUAUCAGGGACAGCAAUAUGCACCAGGACCCCCACCCUCAUAUCAAAUGGCCCGUAAGAACACCUAGUACUACAACCAUGUAGUAGUAAUCUUGGGAGUAUGAAGCAGAAUGCAUUUAUCUGACUCUAUGUCUGACUCUAUGACUGUGUGGAAAGUUACCGGUUAGGAGAUGUAACCUUGAAGGCUGGUGAAGAGAUAUAAGUUGGAGUGAGCCCUGCUUUCUUGGUCGCACUCUGCAGCAACCUGUGUUUCUGUAUGACUGUCUGACCUUCUUUUCAAAGAAUAAACUUA
Labeo rohita (rohu) is the source of this 1118-nucleotide messenger RNA. RefSeq names its product protein shisa-4. The record is from RefSeq and is a predicted model, not a curated record. Lineage: Eukaryota; Metazoa; Chordata; Actinopteri; Cypriniformes; Cyprinidae. The transcript has 5 exons. The coding region runs from base 16 to 894 and encodes 292 amino acids.